AAUGGUCAUGCAGAAAUUAAGGAGAUAUCCCACACACUCUGUUGUGCAUGUCCACACAGAUACACAGUAACUGUGUAUCUGUGUGUUCUAAACUGCCCUUUAGAAGGCAAACAAAUCUCAAUUUUAGUGACCAAAAACUCAGUUUGCGAUUAGGUGAGAGGCCAAAAAUGCUGGUCCUAAAACACUUUUUCAUAAACAUUCUCACACACGGACAAGUAGCACGCCUGCACUGUUUAUGGGAGACUUGGAAUAUACCGUUUUCAUUUCAUUUAUUGCAUUUAUUUGACUCACGACCAUAUCACAUAGUAUGGAGUACAAACAUUACACGCAAUAAUAAAACAUAAAACUAUUAAACUUAGACAAAGGAAGGACAUUUCUCAAAAAGCUCCUAGUUUCCAAAUUACUUUUGGCUUAUCUGGUUGUAAUAACAAAAUUAACUUAAAGAUAGAUGGACAGUUUAAAUAAUACUUUGGCAAAUACUUUUCUCUGUAAGUCAUUAAGCUCACAUUCUGACAAUUAUCAUCACAGCGCUGCAGAUCCUCUGGUUACUGUCCAGCCCUUUAUAUCUUCCAGCAGCUGUAGGAAUUCUGGUGUUAUUUACUCUAAAAUUACAAAUAGCCUGUCUGUACUUUUGGUUUUCAUGCAACAGAUAUGUCUCCAGUUUAAAUUCUUACACUUUUGUGUGAACCAGAGGUGAGACAAGCCACAUUCAUCCAAUAUCUGUUUAACCUGUAAGACCCAUGGUGACACAUACACACCCGUAUUAUGCAGGCUGAGCAAAAAGUUGUACAUUAUUUGACUGAGUUUAGUCUGUUCACCGUCUAUCAGCCUCCCCCAGUAGCCAAUAUACUCUUUUUUAACUCCAGUACAGAGAAGAUGUCUUCAUAACUCCCCAAAGUCCUCACAAAUUCAAAGUAGUAUUGGCAAAUGAUCAUUUUGGGUAUUCCUUUAAGUGGCUGGUCGGGUAUGCAGAAAGUAGCUUCACUGUGUCUUUUUGAGUACAUUGUGAACAUUUUUAGUUUCCCUUAUGACAGUGUUUAGUUGGCACAUAAGCCCACUCAGUUAUAUCAGCUGGCAUAUGUUAAUGACAUUCAGGCUAAGUCAGGGUAACCUGGUAAUUGGCUUGAAUCAACAUGCAGACCAGCAUUCUCACAUCACGUUAUCACAUGUUUGUUUGGGUUGUUUUGAUGUCCAUUUUUAUGCAUUCAGCCCGACUGUGUGUUGCAUUUUCCCUUUUGUUUGCUUUUUUUCUUCUUUUUUAUGGCCCAAUUCCCAUUUCAGAGAACAAUCUCCGCUAACUGACGAACAGUUGGUAGCAGGGUUCUCCGACAUCAUCCUCGCCACCAUCCUGGCCACCAAAUCAGACAUGUGCGGGAAGAAGUUUGAACUGAAGAUAGACAAUGUUCGAUUUGUGGGUCACCCUACUCUCCUGCAGCAUCCUCCCAUCAUCCAGGUUUCAAAGACAGAUCCCUCACCUAAGAGAGAAAUGCCCACGAUGAUCCUGUUUAAUGUGGUGUUUGCACUACGGGCGAACGCUGACCCGUCUGUAAUCAGCUGCAUGCACAACUUGUCACGACGUAUCGCCAUAGCCCUGCAGCAUGAAGAGCGCCGCUGCCAGUAUUUGACCAGAGAGGCCAAACUGAUGUUGGCUGUCCAGGAUGAGAUCACCACUGUGACAGACACGGAUGGAAGCCCCCAGUCCCCAUUUAGACAGAUUCUUCCUAAAUGUAAACUAGCCAGAGACCUGAAGGAGGCUUAUGACAGCCUUUGCACGACCGGCGUGGUGCGACUACAUAUUAACUCCUGGCUUGAGGUGAGCUUCUGUUUACCACACAAGAUCCACAGGAUUGGCGGCAACUACAUCCCCCCUGAGGCGCUAGAGCGCAGCCUCAAGGCUAUAAGACCCUAUCAUGCCCUGCUGCUGCUGGAAAGUGAGAAGGAACUGCUGAGCCAGCUGCCUCUGGACUGCUCGCCCGCGAUGGUGCGCCUCAUCAAAACAUGCUCGGCGGUGAAAAACCUGCAGCAGCUCGCACAGGAUGCUGACCUGGCUUUACUUCAGAUCUUUCAAAUUGCUGCUCACUUGGUUUACUGGGGCAAAGCGAUCAUCAUCUACCCGCUGUGUGAGAACAACGUCUACAUGCUGUCUCCUCAUGCCAACAUCUGCCUAUACUCACCAUUGGCUCAACAGUUUGCACAACAGUUUCCUGGUCACGAUCUACCCUCCAUGUUAGCCAAGUUCUCACUUCCUGUCUCACUGGCUGAGUUCAGAAACCCCCUGGAAGCUCCUGCACAGGAGGCCCAGCUGAUCCAGAUGGUGGUGUGGAUGCUCCAGCGCCGCCUGCUGAUCCAGCUGCACACUUACGUCUGCCUGUUGGUACCGCCCAGCGAAGAUGAGCCCGGGAUGAGGGAUGAAGACCCUCCGCUGGCCGCCCGAGUAGGAGGCCGCAGUCUCAGCACCCCUAGCGCCCUCAGCUUCGGCUCCCCAACCAGCAGUGAUGACAUGACCCUCACCAGUCCCAGUAUGGACAACUCCAGUGCAGAGCUACUACCUGGUGGUGACUCUCCGCUCAACAAGAGGAUGACAGAGACGCUGCUCGCCAGCCUGUCAGAGCAUGAGAGGCAGGUUAUUCUUAACAUCCCUGCUGCACAGAAUCCAGAGGAUCUGCGGCUGUUUGCCAGGCUGCUGCACUAUUUCCGGGGACAUCACCACCUGGAGGAGAUUAUGUACAAUGAGAACAUGAGGCGCUCGCAGCUCAAGACACUGUUUGACAAGUUCCGUAGUGUCCUUGUGGUGACCAACCACGAGGACCCGAUUAUUUCAAUCUUCCAGUCACCCAUGGAGUAGCGGCACAGAGACGGUAUCAGCUCUCACCGACUGGAAGAGAUGUCAGCCUGAAAGCAGUUAAUGGCCCGCUGUGCUCACAGCUAAGUGCUAUUGCUCGACAGUGAUUUAAAAUGAACUGACACAGUGACGGUUUAAUGAGCGCAGAUUUAUGAAAUGUACAAAGUGUUUUUUUCCUUUAUGAGCCAAAUGUUUGUUUACAAUAUUAAAUUAUUUUGUACUUAUCAGAAA
Epinephelus lanceolatus (giant grouper) is the source of this 3073-nucleotide messenger RNA. The record is from RefSeq and is a predicted model, not a curated record. Lineage: Eukaryota; Metazoa; Chordata; Actinopteri; Perciformes; Serranidae.